Messenger RNA from Hibiscus syriacus, 3535 nucleotides. RefSeq names its product RNA-binding protein 25-like. Gene Ontology annotation, molecular function: RNA binding. The transcript has 7 exons. The record is from RefSeq and is a predicted model, not a curated record. The coding region runs from base 977 to 3283 and encodes 768 amino acids. Gene Ontology annotation, biological process: mRNA processing. Lineage: Eukaryota; Viridiplantae; Streptophyta; Magnoliopsida; Malvales; Malvaceae.
UCCUUCUCUUUUAUCCAUAAUUGUGAAUUUAAUUCGAAGAUUGAUCUUUAAUCUGACUUUUUAUACUAUUAAGUUGAUUAGCGAUUUCUCAUAUGUAUGUAGUUGUGCUUAUUCCCUUUCUGUGAUAUUUUUCUGGUGCAAAUGUUUUGAAUGUGCUCUGGUAAAAUCAUUAGUUAAUGUAAGCGGAUUAGGGAUUGAAUAAUAAAUAACUUUUGGAGAUGUAUUGAAAAGAAGGGGACGGACGGGAUGUUUUAUCCUACAAUGUAUGUAUCUUGAUUGAAUAAGGCUGAAAGAAAUCUUGGAGGGGCUUCAAUUCAGAUUUUUAAUUCUGUUUUCCUCGACUCUCGUUUAGAGUUAAAAACAGAUGUAGAUAUUCAAUAUCAUAUUCAAGUUAAAAGCACCUAGAGUUUUAGUUGUAAUAGGGGGAAAAUGUGCAGAAGAAUUCAAUAACUUAACAACUGUGCCAUUUUGUUCUAAAUAAUGUCCAUUCUGUCAUGUUAAUUUUUAGUAGGCUGUAUACUUUCUGGUAGUUUUAAGGAUAAUUUCCCAUUCAUGGGUUUAUGAAUUGCCAGCAGCUGACCAUGUUAACAACUGAGUGCUCCUUGGCUUUGUAUUCUAAGGUAUCGCAAUCCUCCCAAUUACAUUUUUCUUUCUCGUCCUCUCCUCUUUGUGUUUUUCCCGUGGCACUUGGGCUCUAACAGUUGAGAUAAAUCUAAAUGGUGGAAUAUGAAAGUAGAAUUUUGUGUUAAAUAAUUCAUUUGCAAGCAUGAGAUGCUGGAAGUCUCAUGUUAUCCAAUCCUCAAAAUUGUGCAAUUGGUGCAUGGGAUAAGGCUAUUAACAAGUGGAUGUCUGAGGUAAGUGCACUCUACACAGCCAUGAUUAUGAAUUCGAUGCUAUUCUCUUGAUGUUUCCUUCAGGUUUGCCAUUCAGCUGGUGAUAGUUGCCAUGCGUGUGGUGCCAUCUCUUUAUAGUUUUAAUGUGUGGACUUCUUCGCUAUCCUUCUCCUUACCCAGCAAUGACUCGGCCUGCAUUCCCUCCACUUCCACCUGGAACUAUUGGUGUGAUUCCAACAUUUUCACGGCCUCCUGUUCCUGGUGUUCACCCAAUUAUUCCUCCUAUCAUCAGACCAUCUAUUCCCAAUGUUACUCCAACAGAGAAGCCACAAACUACAGUUUAUAUUGGCAAGAUAGCACCAUCUGUGGACAAUGACUUCAUGCUCUCUCUUCUUCAUCUUUGUGGAUCUGUCAAGAGUUGGAAACGUCCCUCUAAUGGGGCUCCAAAAAGUUUUGGGUUUUGUGAAUUCGAGUCUGCUGAAGGGGUUCUUCGUGCAUUACGUCUACUUAGUAAAUUUAAUAUUGACGGACAAGAAUUAAUGGUAAAUGUUAAUCAAGCAACAAAGGAUUAUCUGGUGAAAUAUGUUGAAAAGAAAACUGAAAAUGAAAAGAAACCAAAUGAAGCUUCAGCUGCAGGGUCUGAUAAAGAAGGUGAAAAUGCAGUAGAUAAUGAGAAGAAUGAAUCCUCGACAAUUUCUGUUGAGAACUCAAAAAACGGUGACAGUGACAACAAAGAAAAAAAUAUUGUUGACAUUGCCAACUCUGGCAUUGUUACUGAUGAAGACCUUGAGGCUGAUCGAGAUGCUUCAGAGAAGCUUGCUGGCAUGAUUGAGGAGAGGUUAAAGACCAAUCCUCUCCCUCCACCUCCUCCACUAACUGCUCCUGAUGCUGGUAAAUCAAAUUCAGAUGUUGAUCUAGUAAGAAAUGAUGGAACUGAAGGUAAAAAUGAUGAUGAGACUACCAGUGAGAGCAAAGCGACAACUGAAAAUGAUCGACCGGAGACAAGUUCACCAGAACGUAGGCAUGAUAGGAGUAGAGACAGAGAGCAAGAUCAUAAGAAGGAGAAGGAGCGUGAAAUUGAAAGAUUAGAAAGAGAGACAGAGCGGGAAAGGAUGAGAAAAGAGAGGGAGCAGAGAAGGAAGAUUGAGGAGGCAGAGCGUGAGUAUGAAAAAUUUCUUAGAGAUUGGGAGCAAAGAGAAAAGGAGAAGGAGAAGCAGAGACAGUAUGAGAAGGAGAGGGAAAAAGAGAGGGAGCGGAAACGAAAGAGGGAGAUUUGCUAUGAUAUAGAAGAGGAUGAUGAUGAUGAUUCGAGAAAAAGGUUGCGCAGGGGUGUUUUGGAGGAAAAAAGGAGGAAGAGGUUGCGGGAGAAGGAGGAUGACUUGGCUGAUAGACUAAAAGAAGAGAAAGAAAUGGCUGAGGCCAAGAAAAGGGCAGAGGAGGAACAGCUGCAACUGCAGCAGCAACGAGAUGCAUUAAAGCUUUUGUCUGGUCGCUUUGAAAACGGAGCUGAAAAGACUGCAUUGACUGAAGAAGCUAGCAAUGAGAGUAAAGAUAAGGCAAUUGAACAGCAUUAUGAGCGCGAAUCAAGUCAUGAAAACCAGAUAGUUGGUGAUGAGAAUAUGCAAAAUGCUUCUGUUGAUGAAUCAAACACAGCCUUUGUUUCUGCCUCGGAUACACAACAGAGUGGGAAUGCACCAGCAAGAAAGUUGGGUUUUGGUCUUGUUGGAUCUGGAAAGAGGACGACUGUUCCAUCUGUUUUCCAUGAGGAGGAAGAUGAUGAUGCACAGAAGGAGAAGAAAAUGAGGCCUCUGGUUCCCAUUGAUUACUCUAAUGAGGAAUUGGGGGCUGUCCAACCUGGUGCACCUUCACCAAAUUUGGUUGCAGCUGCUGAAUUUGCAAAGCGAAUAUCAAAUGUUAAUCCUAAAGAGGAAAAGCCUGAUUCAGAAAGAGAGCGAACCAAGCGUUCAUAUGAUAAAUCUAGUAGGGAUAAGGACCGUAAUAAUGAGGAUAGAAAUCGCAACAGAGACAAGACCAAAGAGAAAAUCCCUGAUCGGGAUAGAGACAGGGAACAUGGACAUGGUAAGGUGAAAACAACCGAUAACCAGAAGCUUUUGGAUGCCAAACAAUUAAUUGAUAUGAUUCCAAAGACCAAGGAGGAACUAUUUUCAUACGAGAUAAACUGGAAUGUUUAUGACCAGCAUGCAUUGCAUGAGAGAAUGAGACCCUGGAUUUCAAAGAAAAUUACGGAGUUCUUGGGAGAAGAAGAGAAAACUCUGGUUGAUUACAUUGUAUCGAGUACUCAGGAACAUGUCAAGGCUUCCCAAAUGCUGGAGCUGCUGCAGUCUAUAUUAGAUGAAGAGGCAGAGAUGUUUGUGCUUAAGAUGUGGAGGAUGCUGAUAUUUGAAAUUAAGAAAGUGGAGACUGGUCUGGCUUUGCGGUCGAGAUCCUGAUCUAUCUAACAUUGAUGUGUUGCUCUACGGGACUGAGAUUUUUAUUGCAUGGUUAUUAGUUAAUCUUCGCUGGGGAUACCUUUUCUUUUCGAUCUGAAGUAAAUGUAGAUUGAACUUGGGAAUAGGAUUGUUUAGUUUGUAAUAUUAACCCUUUUUCUUUUUCGGCUCUGAUUUCAACCUUUUUGGGCCGCUCUCAAUUGACAUUUGACAGUACCCUCCUACCAUAUGGAAUGAAGUGAUGAUUUUGUUUUU